UCCAACUCUUCGAAAUUGUUCAAAAAUUAACCACGAAUGAAAAACGCCUAAAACGCUUGGUAGUUCUAGUGUAAAAAUAGAGCAAAUUUACUUUGUGCGUAUAGAUUGUGUUCGAUUUGCUAAUGUGUUUCUGCUUAAAGUGUAGUGUGUAUCAUCAAAACCAGACAAUUCUUUGACAUGUUUAAAUAGAAAAAAACCAAUGGAAGUAUAGAAAAGAGACGAAUGCAACAGCACCAAGCUCUUGUCUUUUGUUGAGUAUCUAAAAGGAUUUAUUUAUAGUAGCAUACGAUUGUGAAAUAUGCGGUGUGAGUGAGUGCACUCUCCGUUAAUGCACUUUUUGUAUGCACUGUGUUCCUUUGUUGGUCUGGAAAAAGGUUGUUGAUGUCAUGAUGUUUUUUGGAUGGUGUGUGAUGCUUUUAUUUUUCUUUUCGAUAAUUCCAUCGAAUCGAGCGAUUAUAAACUAUUUAUUGAAGAAUCACGCACGCUCUCGUUAUGUAUUUUAUACCGUUUACAUUUGGAUAGGUUAGCAAAACGUUUAGCGCACAACAACAGUUUAAUGUGUGAAUCAAAGGGAUUCUGUUGCUGAGGUGGCAUACAGGACCAGGAGGAACAGAAGCAUCCAAAAACGUGCGUGGGAGUGAUACUAAAACGAACAGAGAGAAGCAAUGCGUUGCGUCCUCACAACAUGAGCACAACGUGAUAAGAAAUCUUCCCAGCAAAAAGGAACGAAAGAGCAAAACCUUGGAGCUUUAGAGUACACUCUCUCGAAGUGAACGGAGUAACCAACGGCAUGGUGUGUAUCCGUUUUAAGGACGGCUCACUAUAAGUGUACAUCGCCAACAUCUAAAUAGACGAAUGGUUAUUGCUCUCGUCCCGAUAACGGGCAUCCAGAGAAAUGAACACCUGAACUAUGUUUGUACUCCCCGGACUUGCGCACUGCUAAACUCAUUUCCAUGAAAACCAUGGCGGGCAGUGGUAGAUCCUUUUGCUUCUCUUUUUUUUUAACCGCGUUUCUCUUUCUCUCUCUCUCUCUCUCUCUCUCCGGUGAAGUUUCCCUCUGGUUAGCAGUUUGUUAUGUGUAUGGUUUUUCCGACUGGCGCUGCAUUCCAGUGUCGCCCAGUCCUUGCGCCCAGUCCUCCACUGGCGGGAGACAUUCAUUUUAUGCGUGAGUGACCCUCCGUGCCAGGGAUAACAAAGACACUCGGUUCGGUGUUCGAAUACAGAACGCGAAACGACAAAACUCUGUUCCACGACGCCAAAUGUGUUUCGUUUCGCCCAAUGUUAACCCCAUUAUUUGCGGGACGUGGAAAAAGGCAAUCUAAAACCAUCCGAGACAUUUGAUUCGGGAAAAGCUUUGUACGGUAGAAAAUGGAGUAGCUUGGCAAAAGGAUAAACAGCAAACGUUUGUACAGUGGCACUGUGAUCAUCUCGAGAUAUUCAACAUUUUUUUAGGUGCGUGUGCGUUGGCCCACUAAUAAGUGUGUUAGUGAUCAGAUUGCAUAUUGUGAAUUGUGGUAAUUUUGUGAAAAAGUGGCUCAAAAUCUAUUUAUCCGUAUGGAUGUAUGAAAACCCUCUGCACAUGUGAAGGUCGCAAAGUGCAAGGUGUGUGUGUGUGUGUGGAUGUAGGGUAUGAUAGAUCUGUAACGACACGCCAACGUAUCCUGGUAUGUGUGUGAAUGUGCAUAAGGAUAAAUGAAAGGAUCGUGUGAUCGUGUGGUUGAUUCGGGCGUUUAAAUCAUUCGAUCAAUUGCGCCAUUUUCCAUGCCGAUGAAAACGCAAAGCUAUUGUGCGAGUAAUCGCGAGCUAGAAGCAAAAAUUGUGCAGCAAUUGUGAAUUAAAUAUAACGCAAAAAAAGUGUACGAAACAUCGGAGAACACGCUAGCACGAUCAUCCGUAGUAUUGUUUAGCUGCUUUCUUCGUGUGCGACGGUGUUGCGACGACGUGGUCAAGACGACGGCACAUUCGCGCUUCGGAUCACGGCACGAUCGGCGGCGGCCAUCCGGUUCCGGCUGAUCGGGUGAAAAAAUGCAUCUGAAAUGUGGAUUAUUGCUACUUUUUACGCUGCUGCUCCUCAACGACAUCGAAAGUGGUUACGUAAGAGAAUCAAAAAAAGCACGUCCCCUCAACGAGUACAUAUCGCACUACGAAAAGUUGAGCUACGAUCAUGAGCAUCUGCAUGCUAGUCACAGCCGGGCGAAACGAUCGGUCACCAAAGAUCAUUACGUACAUCUUAGCUUUAGCGCACACGAUCGAGAUUUUAACAUUAGACUUAAACGCGAUCUCAGCACAAUAAGUGAUAAGUUAGAGAUACACACCGACAAGGGACCGGUGCAAGUUGAUUCGUCCCACAUCUAUCAUGGCGAGGUGAUCGGAGAUCCGGAUAGUUUCGUGUUCGGCUCAAUUUUCGACGGUGUGUUCGAGGGUAAGGUAAUCACCUCGGAAGACGAAUACUAUGUGGAGCGGGCGAAGCACUACUUUCGCGAAUCGUCCAAUCCGGAAUCGCAUCCACUACAUCACACCGGUGACGAUGAGCCACCGUUCCAUUCGGUGAUCUACAAGGACCAGCACGUGGAUGAUCCUUACCGUCAUCGGAGGAAAGGACAUCCGUCCGGAUGUGGUGUACACGACGAGGUGUCAGAGUGGAUGGAUCGGGUCCAGAAUUCGGCUGUUGAGGAUGAAGCUGAUAAUGAAGAGGUGGAAGAGACACAACAAAACGACGAAACAGUGCAGGAGGAUAAACAACAGCGACAUCAAUAUAACGUAAGCGGUUCCAGCCAACAACAACAGCAGGAACCUUUAACAGCUCAGAACAAGCAUAAAUCCAAUGCCAAAGCUAAGCGACGGUCGGCCUCGUUCGAAAAGGACACGCGACCCGAUAUCGGCGGUAACGAAAUUCCCAUCGAAACUGGGUACGAGUUUAAGUAUCCGUACGAAAAAUACUCAAAGGCGGCGAAUUGGCGAGCGGUGGGCGAAAGUGCAACCGACUCCGAAUGGCACUGGAAAGCACAUGAGAGGGUUCGGCGAGCGGCCCGACCCAAGGAAGACUAUCGGAACACAUGCUCGCUGUAUAUUCAGACUGAUCCAUUGCUGUGGAGUCACAUACGUGAUAGCAUCGUUAGUCAUCUACAUAGGGCGCGGCGUACAGAGCUGGAAGAGAAAACGCGGGAAGAGAUCCUGUCGCUGAUCAUACAUCACAUCACUGCCGUAAACUACAUCUAUCGCAAUACCAAGUUUGAUGGACGAGUAGAACAUCGAAACAUUCGGUUUGAGGUCCAACGUUUGAAGAUAGACGACGAUUCAUCGUGUGGUGAAAACCACCAUGAAGAUACGAACCCACUAUGUCUGGAAAACAUCGACGUUUCCAAUUUUCUCAAUCUACAUUCACUCGGCAAUCAUGAGGCGUUCUGUUUGGCGUACGUGUUUACUUACAGAGAUUUCACCGGAGGUACGCUUGGAUUGGCGUGGGUGGCAUCGGCUUCCGGUGCUUCUGGCGGCAUCUGCGAAAAGUACAAGACCUACACUGAAACGGUUGGUGGUCUUUACCAGAGCACCAAGCGUUCACUCAACACGGGCAUCAUUACGUUCGUAAACUACAACACGCGUGUUCCGCCGAAGGUGUCACAACUGACGCUUGCUCACGAAAUUGGACACAACUUCGGUUCACCGCAUGAUUACCCUGCCGAGUGUCGACCGGGCGGUAACAAUGGCAAUUACAUAAUGUUUGCUAGUGCAACGAGUGGAAUCCGGUUAAACAAUGGCAAGUUUUCGCCCUGUUCGGUGCGAAACAUUUCGAACGUGCUAGACGCGAUCGACGAAAACAAGAAGCGCAACUGCUUCCAGGCCUCCGAGGGUGCAUUCUGUGGCAACAAAAUCGUCGAAAUUGGCGAGGAGUGUGAUUGCGGUUUCAACGAGGAGGAGUGCAUGGACAAGUGCUGCUAUCCGCGUGAGAUGACCGAUUCGAUGAAGAUCGAGAAUGCGACAGCGCAAAGCUGUGGACGACGGGCCCGAACACAGUGCAGCCCAUCGCAAGGGCCAUGCUGCGAAAGCAAUACCUGUCGGUUCAUCUCAUCGGAUGCGAAGUUUACGUGCAAGGAGGAGACGGAAUGUUCGUGGGGUUCGACUUGCAACGGUACGACCCCGGAAUGUCCGGAACCGAAGCCACGCGAUGACAAGACGAAGUGUAACAAUGGUACACAACUGUGCAUUAAGGGUGAAUGUUCCGGAUCGAUUUGUCUGCUGUGGAAUAUGACGGAGUGUUUCCUAACGUCGAACAUCAUUCCAAACAUUGACAAACGCAAAUUGUGCGAGCUGGCCUGCCAAAAUGGCAACGAUACCAAUUCGUGCCGGAGCACGAGUGAAUUCGCUCGAGAGUACGGCCUACCGGAUGGUGGCUACAGCUUGCGACCCGGUUCACCAUGCGAUAACUUCCAAGGUUACUGUGAUGUGUUUCUGAAAUGCCGUGCAGUUGAUGCCGAAGGUGCGCUGGUACGGCUGAAGAAUCUGUUGUUCAACAAGAAAACGCUCCAAACGGUGGCAGAAUGGGCGACGGAGCGAUGGUAUUUGGUGUGUAUCGGUGGUAUUUGCUUUAUCAUUAUGAUGGGCAUCUUCAUCAAGUGCUGUGCGGUUCAUACACCCAGCUCUAAUCCGAAGAAAGCGGCAGCCUAUCGAAUUUCGGACACACUGCGCCGUCCGAUGAACACGCUUCGUAUGAUGCGUCGACAACAUCACAACGGAGCCGGACCGCGUAGCGUUCCAGUCCCACGAAACGAACGUUCCCGAAGUGCCGGUGACAGAGGGGGUGGUGGGCGUGGUGGAGGAGAACGAAACGGAGGUGGACGUGGUGCUGGAAGCCGGACGCGAGGUGGUGAUAGCCAUGGUGAUAUGCGCAAUGGUGGUGUCCCUGCGGGACAUAACUCUUCGUCCUCUGGCAACAGCCGACCGUCGAACAGUUCACGUCCGCCAGCACAUGGGUAUGGCGAAGGCCGUGGCCAACAAUACUACCCACCGAAAGCACCACCAACACAGAAUUAUAGCCGCAUGAGCAAUGCGGAGCUGUACGCCGAAGCCUAUCCGGACCGGGGAAUGUACGAACCACCGAGACGCCCGUAUGCUAAUAAUAAGGUUUGACAAGAUCGACGCCAAACACGAGACCACCACCGUAACAAAUCGCCAACAGCCAGACACCAGUAUCGUCUGUGCAAUCCGCAGUACCGCUACUGUUGGAAACCGUCGUAAAUGUCUUUUUAGUUUCAAUUACGGUAUCCUUCACUUUCUUCCAAUCGCUGCUGUCGAUUUCGUUGAUGAUUUCAUUUAACAAACUCCCUCCAUAGAGUCUCAUUCAACGCAAGAAUGACACGGAUGGUUUGUAAGGAUGUGGAACAAAUCUAAAGAAAGUGCUACGGGACGUAGGUACAGCGACCUAGUUCCUUAUUUUUGUAUCAAUUGAAACAACAAAUAUGUUUACUUCCACACUUAAUGGUCUUCGAAAACAAAAGUACUACAAUGAUUGGCACAUUGCAGAUGUUGAAAAGAUUUCAUAAUAUUGUGAGCGUUAUGGAGAAAACGGAGUAGAAGUUCAUACGUGAUCAAUGGGCAAAGCAAAACCGUUCAUUUAAUGCAGCGCAAAAAUGUUUCCUUUCCUCUUAUGGGCAUAUAAAUCCGUUUAAUGUAAUUUCUCCGUUUUGUAUUGGUGCUUGUUGAUGGAAUUACAUUUUUACAAAGGACUAUAAGCUACCGUGAUAGUAACAGCCAGAUAGUUGAGUAAAGAAAGGAAUUAUAGCUUUUUUAUAUUCUGUCAUACCUUUUCCGGAAGCAGCAAACGAGGAACAUGUAUUUGUUGCCACAUUUAAGAUUCAACAGUUUUGGCAUUUUUAUCUAGGUUUUCACAUCUAAAGAGAAAAGUCUUGCUGGUUGUUAUCAUGGUUCGCAUUUUUUUUUCUCAGACUGUAUUUAAAUAUAUCUUUUUAAGCGGAAUAUAAAGGCCAUCUAUGGUAUAAGAUUGUAGUGGAGGAAGAAUAAGGUGAAACAAAGUGGAUUAGAGUAUAGAACCAUCUUAGGGUUGUCGUUAAACAGGCACGCAUGAAACAGAAUAUGCCGGUUGAUGUUAGUCCGUGCAAGGGAUCAAAUGAAAAUCAAACGAAUGAAAUGUGCAAAACAUGUUUCGCAAGCCAUGUGGAUCGCAAGGCAUCGUCAAGUGCAGCAUUCAGUCUGAAGUCAUGCAAAAUCGUAACAAAACAAACUAUAAAACAUACAUUUACACAAACACACACACACACACACACACACGCGUUAUUCAUCUCUGGGUCCAGCAAUAUAAAAAAAGUAUGAGAAAAGCGUAAUGAAACAUACAAUAACAGAAAAUUGGAAAUGUUUGUAAAAAAUGAAACCGAACAAGAUGUUGAGCAAAGCGAAACAACGUAUGAAACAAACACACUCACCGAAAAAAAGUGGAAGAGUGAAGAAUGAAAAAUGUGCAGAAACCGGUUAGAAAUCGUUUGUAGCUUAACAAGUGAAAAAUAGAUUGAACAAAAAAUCACCUUUAAAAUGGUAGCGUGGAAGACAGUUUGCGUAUAAGAAAAUACAGAGUAUUUAUAUUGUCGAUGCCAAGGGAGAAAAUCCGCCACAUGACGGGAGAGCAAAAAAGGGAUUGAAUGAGUCGGUAUUGAGUGGAAAAGUGGAGGAAGAAAGUUUAGCAAAAUUUUUGCAAAUUGUUUAAGAGAAGAAACAGUAAAGCACUGAUGUGUGUGCUAUGUGUGUAUGUACGUUUAGGAAGAUUUAUUUACUUUGCACGAAUCAUGUACAUCUCACUGCAUAAAAUACAAAGAGAGCGAACUUGAGAUGAUUCUAUGUUCUAUGGAGCGAAUUAUUUUCCCUAUAGGCAAUUAAUUAAUACGCAGUUCCUCUCAUUACGUGUCGUGUGUAAGUUUUUGGGUCGCUUAUCAUUAUUUUUUAAAAUACUUGCUCCAAAGUGUAUUUCAAACGCACAACAUAUUUGAGCGGUAAAGUUUAAGAACUCUAGUUGAAAUGUUGGCUUAUUAUUCGUUUAUUUCGCUUGACCGGGAUGAGAAUGUGAAAAUGUAAACUGGAGCGCAUGUACAAUGCAUAAUAUCAAAACUUUAGGAACAUUUCGAGGAAUGGGAUUUAAUACUUAUGUUAUUUUUCUUUUCUAUUUCAAAAUCAAAAUUUGGAACAGCAAAAAGGGAAGUGUGGUGGAAUAGUUUAGUAAAAUAUUGAUUUGUUACGAAGCGGGAAUGCAGAAGAAGGAAAACCGACUUGAAAGGAUCUAAAUAAUAAUAAAAGCAAAACAAGUGAGGUAAAAAGUAGGCAAACAAUAUUUAAAGCGGAUACAUGUGAUAUAUAUUUUUCUAAAAUAAUAAAUGAAAACCUACUAACUCUGAAAGGGAAACAUAAACAGAAACCAACGCGGACACACACACACCCAGACACAUAAUAGCAAGAGAAUAAUUACUACAGUAUGCAACAGAGAAGCGAAUGUAACAAUAAACAAGCAAAUGUAGAUCAAAAUAAUGUCAAUAGUAUCAACCAAAUACCAACUGUACUGUGUAUCAAGGAUACAAAAACACAAGCUCAAUAACAUACGGCCCGACACACAUAAUGUUGGAUAGGAAAAGAAGCAAAAUGACUGUAACACUCUACAGCAAGAGAGAAAAUAUCGUUGCUUCAGUGCUAGAGCAAACAUAGAAGAUCGAAAUGUGCAAGAAGUAGAAACCAACACAAAACAUAACAAGGAAAACCACACAACAUAAGUCUAUCCAUUUGAAUUGUACAAGCAAAAUGAUGAAAACGAACACGAAACAAGCAAAACUUCUCUACCUUAGGUUCACUCACACGCAAUGCCAUCGACAAGAAAUUCGAACAGCAUAAUAUGCAAUACUCCAUAGAAGAACGUCGAAUGAAACCAUGCUCAAAUAUUUCCUCUCGGUGUCGUUGUACGGUAAAUGUUAAAACUGUUUUGGAUUUUGUAUUCUGUCACAAAACUUAAAAAGAGUGCUUUUCCAUUCCGAGUAUUUUAAGAAUUUGGUAAUGAAUCCUGUUUAACACCAUAGCUUGUGUUCAUCUUUUAUACUUUUGAAUCUUUUAUAGACACUAAACUGUUGCUUAAACACUGCUGAUUUGCGCCAUACAUACAGAAAAUUUUCAAAUUCCUAACUUCAGUAGGUAUUAGACACGUAAAAUCAACUAUGGUGUAAAGCUGAGGAAGCUUUCAAACACGCGUUUAUCGGAUUUUUAGUUCUAUGUAACAAGUCAGUAUGAAAUUUCUCAACUGCUCAGUAUAAAUUUACGUACAGAAAUAGGUCAUAUUUUUACAUCAUUGAACAUUGAAUCUUACAAAAGCAUUUCUACACAUAUUCCUUAAUAUAGUUUGACCGAUAAACCUAUGUUUAAUUAAAAUUUCUGAGCAUGAAGUAUAAAACAACAAUUACGAUAUUUGGGGGAAAAAUCAGAACUGCAAAUUGAAACUCAAAUCUCAUUUCUUUCAUGUCGUUUCACUGCGCAAGCUGAAAUACGAUACGGGUGCGAUGAACUAAUAUAAAAGAAUGCUGUAGUGGCAUUGAGAAAAAAAAGCUGACGAGAGGAAGUUUUCUUUAUAUUCGUUACGAUUCCAUAGUAUCUAAAUUGUAAUGUGGGGAAAGUGUUGGUGAUUGUUACGAACAAAUAUAUAGUGAGUCGAUAUUUUUUCUCCAAAAGUAUUCAGGUUUUUUGGUUGAUUAUUUGCAAAAUCUUCCUAUAAAUGCGAUUUUUAUGUGAAGGAAUGAAGGUACGGCGGAAACGUUAGAAUCUUCUUCAAUGGAGCAGUGCAAAAUCUCAAAAAAGUGUGUAUCAAACAAAAAGCAAGAAACAGAGUUAUAAGAACAUGAAAAUGAGUUGCUGCAUUCAUACAUUUUACACUGAAAUUCAUUCUUCCAAUUGAGUAAUAUGGAAAAGGAAACAAGAUGAUUAUGUAAAAUAAACACAAAAAAAACGUCGAAAAGAAAACUCAAGAACAAACAUGAAACAAGCCAAACUACACAAAUCAUAAUAUGGGCAGAAAGUGAAGCAUUGGGUUAGAAUUAAAUCAAACACUGCUAAUAUUCAAAAAAAAAUAUAAACACUCUGCAGUGUCGGUGUGUAUUUGCUCGAAAAAAAGGAACCCUCCCGAGAAGGCGAGUGUGAAAUUAGAUAAAACAAAAAAACGGUAGUCCAUGAAACUGUGGGAACUAUGUGCGAUACGGAAAACAAAGCAAGUAAAACAUGGACAAGGAAAGGAAAGAGCGUGAGAAUAGUAUGUUUCUAUUAUUGUACCUAUUUGUAAAUGUUUGUAAAUAGCGUUUGAAGCAAGUGAGGGAAUGUAAUGGAAUGGAAUAAUAAGAAGACAAUUCGUAACAUUGAAAAAAGCAAAUCCCGGUUCUAGAGUUCGCGUAAAAGCUUAGGACAAUGUAAAUGGAUCAUUAAAGAUGAGCAGCUGCUAGGAUCUAGGAUCUGACCGGAUGAUCUGAGGGGAAAGUCUGAAUGAUUGCAUUAGUGAUAACACAAUAAAGGAGAAUAAAAAAAUCCUGCUGAAAAAUUAA
Anopheles funestus (African malaria mosquito) is the source of this 9569-nucleotide messenger RNA. It is a transcript of the gene kuz, whose product is annotated as disintegrin and metalloproteinase domain-containing protein 10 homolog. Gene Ontology annotation, molecular function: metalloendopeptidase activity. NCBI's taxonomy places the organism in Eukaryota, Metazoa, Arthropoda, Insecta, Diptera, Culicidae. The transcript is spliced from 15 exons. The coding region runs from base 2026 to 5127 and encodes 1033 amino acids. Gene Ontology annotation, cellular component: plasma membrane. Gene Ontology annotation, biological process: Notch signaling pathway; membrane protein ectodomain proteolysis. The record is from RefSeq and is a predicted model, not a curated record.